Molecule: messenger RNA, 1552 nt
Organism: Rana temporaria (common frog)
Lineage: Eukaryota; Metazoa; Chordata; Amphibia; Anura; Ranidae
Gene: TMED9
Product: transmembrane p24 trafficking protein 9
Exons: 5
Coding region: 52-705 (217 amino acids)
Biological process (GO): Golgi organization; COPI coating of Golgi vesicle; endoplasmic reticulum to Golgi vesicle-mediated transport
Cellular component (GO): Golgi apparatus; endoplasmic reticulum; endoplasmic reticulum-Golgi intermediate compartment
Source: RefSeq, a predicted model, not a curated record
GCCGGUGAAUCUUUCUCAGCUUCCGGUGAGCUUUUCCUGCCGUGCUUGAAGAUGGCUGCCGCCUGGUUCCUGCUGUCUCUGGCCGCUUGUUUGGGCCCGGUGUCCGCCUUGUAUUUCCACAUCGGGGAGACCGAGAAGAAAUGCUUCAUCGAAGAGAUUCCUGACGAGACCAUGGUGAUAGGUAAUUACCGCACCCAGCUGUAUGACAAGCAGAGGGAAGAGUAUAUGCCCGCCACUCCUGGACUUGGCAUGUUAGUAGAGGUGAAGGAUCCUGAUGAUAAGGUCAUUCUGUCUCGUCAGUAUGGUUCAGAGGGGCGCUUCAUCUUUACUUCCCACACUCCAGGAGAGCAUCAGAUAUGCCUGCAUUCUAAUUCUACCAAAUUUUCCUUAUUUGCUGGGGGUAUGCUGAGGGUUCACCUUGACAUCCAGGUUGGGGAGCAUACCAAUGAUUAUGCCCAGAUUGCUGCCAAGGACAAACUAAGCGAGCUACAACUACGUGUGCGUCAACUGAUAGAGCAAGUGGAACAGAUUCAAAAGGAGCAAAAUUACCAAAGAUGGCGGGAGGAAAGGUUCCGUCAGACCAGUGAAAGCACCAACCAGCGUGUUCUGUGGUGGUCUAUUGCCCAGACUCUGAUACUCGUGGCCAUUGGAAUUUGGCAGAUGAGGCAUCUUAAAAGUUUCUUUGAAGCAAAGAAACUGGUGUAAGCUACUCAAAGAAAGCAGGUAUUGUUGUGCCAGAAAUGAUGGACCCCACCACAUCCAGCUUUGCUUCCUGCACCUCUAAAAUCUGCUGGAUAGAACUGUUACAAGGUGACUUUAGCACGUGGGACCAGGACAUUCUGCUUGGAAACUGUCACAUUUUGCUCCAAGCAUUGACAGAAUUUUGGAACCUUUUUUUAAAAAUCUAAAAUGAGAUUUGUUUUGUUCAUCGAUCGUAUUCAGAGAUUACAUUUUUGUUACCAUAUUUUUUUUUUUUUUUUUUUAACAGGCCAUGAACAGAUUACAAAAGUUACUGAAAUAAACUUGAUUACCCCCCCCCCCCCCCUUUUGUUCUGCUUCAUUUGAUCAGGGAAAGUCAAUUUUAUUAUUGCCUAUAUGAUUGAAUUUAUGGUGAAUUGGUCUUUGGGUUAAUUUUUAUCUGCUUUUAAACUUGACUGGGGGAUAUGGAUUUUUUUUUUUUUUUUUUUUGGGAUCGCUACCUGAUUUAGGUUUGCACUGCUUUGGAGGAAAUGGCCAUGGCAUCUGAUGGGUUGAAUCAGUUCACUGGAAGAUAAACAUGUUUAGUGAAGGAAAGAGCUACAGUUCCCAGAAAGCAACCUGGCUGCUGCUUCUAAACCAGAAUGAGAAUUUUUUUUUGGAUCAAUCACACUUGCCAAAAUACAAUAUACCACCUACAGCUAUUCUCAGAGACUCUCAAUAUCGGCUCCCUAUUGUGUUCAGGGAUUUAGGCCACUGGGAUUCUGGUGUAUAUGGAUCCUGCAGUUACUGAUUUUGAAUGUCUGAUAUUUUUCAUGUUUUGCUUUAAAUAAAAACAAAUAUUCCUCCACCAUGA